GCAAUAAAAAAAUCAACAACGUUGCAGAGAGAACCCUAACUUCAACGGGAACCCAAAAGGCAAAAACCAGAGAGAUCUCCAGAUCGACCAAGACCCAAAACAAAGAUCAAAUCAGAUUCUCUUCUAGAUUCUGGGUUUCGCUUUUGGAAUGUAGUGUACUAAGAAAGUUUCUUACUUUACUUGUAAGGCGUCAAGCAGACAGGCGAGGUGGUCAGCAGGAGAGUAAUGGUGGACGGUAACGGAACUAGUGCAGGCAACUCUCACCAGAUUGUUUCUGCGGCGGUGAGAGCUACGGUUUCGUGCCGUAAGCUGAGGAUAAACCCUAACAACGAGGUUAGGCCAGAUAAUUACGAGGAUCUGCAGCUCGAUUUCCCUAAUCCGGUUUACAAGAAUCUGGAGAAGUACUUGCCUCCGGACAUGCUGGUCUCGAACAGGGAAGAGAGAGUGAGGUUCAUGACUGACAUUAUGCUCAGUCACCUUCCUAGUGGAGAGCGGUCCAAGGCUCAAAAGCACAGUGACUAUAGGAGUAAGAUAGUAUCAAACUAUCAGCCACUUCACAGGGAGCUGUAUAAUCUAGUUCCUAGACUAUGUUUCGUUCCCUCUUUCCUAAAGGCGAUAAAUGAGAACACAGAGGAUAGCUUCAGAAGCAUCAUAUCUGAAGCUUCUCCUGGUGUUUUUGUCUUUGACAUGCUCCUCCCUAGCUUCUGCGAGAUGAUGCUAGCCGAGAUAGACAAUUUUGAAAAGUGGGUGGCUGAGACAAAAUUCAGAAUCAUGAGACCAAACACAAUGAAUAAAUACGGUGCUGUGCUUGACGACUUUGGCCUUGAUACCAUGCUUGACAAACUCAUGGAAUGUUUCAUACGUCCCAUUUCCAAAGUGUUCUUCAAUGAUGUUGGUGGAGCAACUCUGGACUCUCACCAUGGGUUUGUUGUCGAGUAUGGUAAAGAUAGGGAUGUUGAUUUAGGCUUUCAUGUGGAUGAUUCAGAAGUGACUCUGAACGUUUGUUUGGGUAACCAAUUUGUGGGAGGGGAGUUGUUUUUCAGAGGCACACGGUGUGAGAAACAUGUUAACACAGCGACAAAGUCAGAUGAGAUAUUUGAUUAUUGUCAUGUACCGGGGCAAGCUGUACUUCACCGCGGGCGCCACCGCCAUGGUGCCAGAGCCACAACAUCUGGACACAGGGUCAACAUGCUUCUAUGGUGCAGAAGCUCUUCGUUUAGAGAGCUACAAAGACUUCAGAAGGACUUCUCCAGCUGGUGCGGAGAGUGCUCUUGUGAAAAGAGAGAGGAGAAAGCACGGACGUUUGAUGCUAUAAGAAAGAAAUAUGUUAAAGCAGUGCAUGCUCCUCAGGCUUGAAGAAACAGGCAGUUCGAUAAAAUAAGAAAUAACUUAUAUUGGAUGACUUUAGAACUUGGGAUCAACACUUGUUAGGAUUGCUCUUGUUUUAAGGUGGCUUAAAACUUGAGCCUUUGUAGAAAAUCAUUUAAGGUAAAUGGCUUUCGGUUUUAUCUUUUCUGGACUCUUUGGUAACUAUGUACAUGAAAUCUAGUCUCAAAUUCACCUCUUCCACAACGAA
Brassica oleracea var. oleracea is the source of this 1576-nucleotide messenger RNA. RefSeq lists its product as uncharacterized. The transcript is spliced from 9 exons. The coding region runs from base 226 to 1356 and encodes 376 amino acids. Gene Ontology annotation, molecular function: L-ascorbic acid binding; oxidoreductase activity, acting on paired donors, with incorporation or reduction of molecular oxygen; iron ion binding. Lineage: Eukaryota; Viridiplantae; Streptophyta; Magnoliopsida; Brassicales; Brassicaceae. The record is from RefSeq and is a predicted model, not a curated record.